AGCAAAACAAACAGGACAGUCAUAGGGGCGUUGGUGACAUUUUGGCGAUUCUUGUCCUGCGUGGCUCCAUCAUGCUCAAGCCGUGUGUCGUCUACGCCACGGGCUUCUUUUCCUUCGUCUUCCUCGUCGUGGGCAUUUCACUGGCCUUGACCAACGUCUUUCCAGGUCUUGUGCAGUCAGAGGCGAAAAGGGAAGUGGUGUUGCGCAAUGGCACGGUGGCGUUUGAUGCCUGGGAGAAUCCGCCGGCGCCGAUCUACAUGCAGUUUUAUUUCUUCAACCUGACCAACCCCCUGGAGGUGCUGGACGGGGAGAGGCCUGCAGUGGUGGAGAUUGGACCGUACACGUACAGGGAGUACCGGCCAAUGGAGGAAGUGAGCUUUGACGCUAACGGCACCACCGUAGCAGCCGUCAACACUAAGACCUACAUAUUCCAGGCCAACAUGUCCCGAGGUCUGCAGACUGACCUGAUCCGGACUGUCAGCAUCCCCGCCAUGACGGUGAUGGAGCGCUUCAAGGACCAGCCUUUCUUUGCCCGCCUGAUCUCGGACUUCAUGAGGGACAAGCAGGAGGGUCUGUUCACCACCAGGACAGUGGGACAGCUCCUGUGGGGCUACCUGGACCCGCUGCUCCAGGCUGUCCACGUGUUCCAACCCGAUGUGGAUCCCGUUUUUGGACUCUUCUCCAAGAGCAACGCUUCCAGUGACGGUCGCUACGUCUUCUUCACCGGCCAGCAGGACUACAAGGACUUUGCCCGGGUGGACACGUGGAACAAUCAAAGCUCACUAAAUUGGUGGACGAGCGAGGAGUGCAACAUGAUCAACGGCACCAACGGGGCGUCCUUCCAUCCCGUCAUCACGAAGCAUGAAACGCUCUACAUGUUCUCCUCGGACCUCUGCAGGUCUAUUUACGCCGUGUUUGAGGAGGACGUGGCAGUGAAAGGCAUCCCCGCCUAUCGCUUCUCCCCCCCCAGCCAGGUGUUCGCCAACCACACCGUCAACCCGGCCAACGCGGGCUUCUGUGUCCCCGCCUCCAACUGCCUGGGCUCAGGUGUGCUCAACGUGAGUCCGUGCAAGCAAGGGGCGCCCAUCAUCAUGUCCUCGCCACACUUCUACCAGGGAGACCCCAAGUUUGUCCAAGGCGUGUUUGGCAUGAAGCCCAACAAGGACGAUCACCAGACCCUCCUGGACAUCCACCCGUUAACUGGAACCAUCUUGCAAGCUGCAAAACGUCUCCAAGUCAAUGUCUACGUCCAGCAAAUACCCACAUUCACUCAGACGGGGAACGUGAGCACAGUGAUCUUACCUGUCCUUUACCUGAAUGAGAGCGUGCUCAUCGACGACGUCUCCGUAAAGAAGGUGGCGGCCGCCGUCCUCCAGCAGAACUUGGUGAUAAACAUUCCCUUCAUGCUGAUCGGGGUCGCCAUCCUUCUGGGCGCCGUCUUCAUGUUGCUGGUGUGUCGCCAGAAGAUCCCUGAGAGUACUGCAGCAGAACGGCAGCCGCUGCUGGCAUCCUAGCAGCCCACCCAGGAAGUGACGUGUGAACCUGCACUACUCAAGUAUUCAUCUGCACGUGGAAGCUCCAAGUACCACUUUCUUAGUUUUUUUAACUACCCUCCCAGCUAUCUGAAAACUUUUUAGAAUGUGUGGACGACGGGAGUCUGCAGUUCAUUUUUUUUAAAAACUUGUUCUACGCCAGGUUGGACUGAAGUAAGAGUAUUACAGGAACUAACAUGAAGGGAAUUGAACACGUUGCGUUUGACUUCUCUCCUAAACAACCGCUGUGUUUCUCAAUCCUGCUGACAACCACGCCCUUAAAAGGGGACUAUUAUAUAUUGUUCUAUCAUUUUUAUACAGGGGCUUUGGAUUCUCCUACAUUUCCCACAAUGCUUUGCUGUUGGCCAUAUUAGAAUCUUUGUAAACACGCUCACUUGUUGCUGAGCAUUCAUCUAGCGAUACUCAUGUGCGGGUGUUUGUCAGGUUCAAACAUCUAUUAAACAAGACAAGAAGCAAAGAAUUACACAGAAACAGAAUCCAAUUCGGCUCAAUUUGAGGAGAGACGCCUGGACACUAUACCCUUGUACAGUGUCUCAACACGCCCUGGCGAAAGAUUGUAUUUUUAUUUGGACUUUCCCUGAUUACACGGCAACAGCUGUUUCUAAGGGACGGGGGUCGGCAACAGCUGUUUCUAAGGGACGGGGGUCAUAAACAGUUCACAGAAAAGGUCGUUAAACAGUUCAAAGAAGCAGUGCCUGGAGGGGAGUCCGAUCAAGACUAUCUUUCUGUUGAUUACAAUGCAUGAAAGAAACAGAACACUAUGUUGCUUCCCCCCCUACACAGUGGUGUUUUUUUACAAGUCUUCUUCUUGGUAGGAUCAAAGACUGCUUUUGUCUUCUUGCCGGGAACUUAUUUCAACACAAAGUUUUUGUGAUAACUGCCACAAUGGAGGUGGGAGGGAAAUAAGUAGCUUUAUCUUGUCUAUAAGCCCAUUUCUGGACAAAUGGAAGUGGCGGAAACGAGGAGUUAAGAGGCUAAGGCGCGCAUGAACUGCAGCAAUCAACCGAGAUCAUUUCAUUUCCUUUAAUUUGCCGCCGGGACGCUAAUUAAUUAAAAACCUCUUCUCACUCCGGCGUUUACCAAAAGCAUGCGGUAAAUUAAGGCCUGCGCUUAUAAAUUUGAGUGUGAUGUAAGGAUACCAUCAUGAAAAGCACAUUUAAUAAAAAAAAAAACGUUAUUAUGGUCUUACCUUUACUUAUAAAUGAAGUCCAUGCGCAGCUCCUUCUGAUCAAAAGCAUCGAUAACUUGUUUAUAGAAGUCUUCCUUAUCUUUCUUCGGUUUUAAAAGUCUAUCUCGAUGGAGAUCUUCCUUUAUUACCUCCUGCUUCGACUGAAAGUCCAGUUUAGAAAACUGUUAUAUUUUAGAUAUGUAAUCCUCCAUGUUAAAAGUGCAAGCGAGAGGAAAAAUAAACGAUCGCUGCUUGUUGUCACUUCUUCUGCAGCCAAGUAGUCGCAAGAAGGAUCACUAGCGCCCUCUACCACCAGGAGGCGGGAGUCAUUUAAUGACUCAUAUUUGACACACGCAGCUACGGUAUAUUAAUAAAACAUAGCUGCUUACUGUUCUUUUUAGCAUAUUCAAUAGCUUGGACCUUAAAUCCUACUGAAGAGCUCUUAAUCUUCUUCCCUUUAUGCGAUUUCAAACCUCCUGUCUGUUGGGAGGGGGAGAGAGAAGAGCAAACACACUUUAUCUGAUUGUGAUAUCAGCAAAAACCAGGAAUGUUUGGGCAAAACCAUUGGGUAAGUAAGGUGGUUGACAACAUGAAAAGAAACCCAUUUGGAGGGUAACAUCUGACAAAAACAAUUUAGUGAUCGACCAACAUCACAGCAGCGAGAGUGGAGGCCAUAAAAGUGUCUUAUCUACCUGGUUAGAGUGUCUGCCCUGAGAUCGGUAGGUUGUGAGUUCAAAACCCCAUACCAAAGACUACAAAAAAACAAAACAGGACCCAUUGCCUCCCUGCUUGGCACUCAGCAUCAAGGGGUUGGAAUUGGGGGUUAUAUCACCCAAAAUUAUUCCCGAGCGCGGUCCACGCUUCUGCUCACUGCUCCCCUCACUUCUUGUCAAAACCACUGAGCUGACCGUAAAUUGGUCAUAUGUGAUUAUUCAGGGUGUCAGGGUGGGAAAUCAAGUAGUGGGACAGACAGUUAAGGCAAAGAAUACAGAACACAAACAUCUAGUGAUUUUGACAAUAAAUGACUACAUUAUUUUUUUUGCCAUCACACUGAGAUGACCGUAGAUUGACCGUCUGUGAUUAUUCAGGGUGUCAGGGUGGGAAAUCAAGUAGUAGGACAGUCAGUUAAGGCAAAGAAUCCAGAACACAAACACUUAGUGAUUUUGACAAUAAAUUACUACAUUGUUUAUUUUGGCAUCACACUGAGAUGACCGUAGAUUGACCGUCUGUGAUUAUUCAGGGUGUCAGGGUGGGAAAUCAAGUAGUGGGACAGACAGUUAAGGCAAAGAAACCAGAACACAAACACUUAUUGGUUUUUACAAGAAAGGACUACAUUAUAUAUUUUUCCAUCACACUGAGAUGACCGUAGAUUGACCGUCUGUGAUUAUUCAGGGUGUUAGGGUGGGAAAUCAAGUAGUGGGGCAGACAGUUAGGGCAAAGAACCCACAACACAAACACUUGGUGUGAUGGCAAAAUAAAUAUUGUAGUCAUUUCUUGUCAAAACCACUGAGAUGACCGUAGAUUGGCCGUCUGUGAUUAUUCAGGGUGUCAGGGUGGCAAAUCAUGUAGUGGGACAGACAGUUAAGGCAAAGAAACCAGAACACAAACACAUAGUGGUUUUGACAAGAAAUUACUACAUUAUUUAUUUUGCCAUCACUCUGAGAUGACUGUAGAUUAGCCGUCUGUGAUUAUUCAGGGUGUCAGGGUCAGAAAUCAAGUAGUGGACAAAGUCCGGGUAUGAGACGACGUGGUCUCCUCUUCUUUUCUAAGGACUCGCAGUAUUUUUCGUAUCAGUGUUAUUUUCCACUCAACAGUUCGGAAAUAUUACGAGUAGCGCUACCAAGAACGAGGACGCCGGCCUUUCAACGUGCCUUCUGGCAAUGCAUUGUGGGAUACUUUUAGCCAGGAACUCCCAAGCCCUUUAUAGCAAUUACAAAACUAUGACAGUAAAGAAGCAGUGAGAAGACAGAAAUGACAAUAAGCAUUAUUGCACUACAAAUGGAAGUGGAAUUCGCAAUUUUGGUAGGAAUGUGGUGUGAAUGUCCCGAUGUUGAGGCUGAACUGAAAUGUUGACGGGAUGUAGAAUGACUGUUGGAAUAGUUUGAAUGUAGAAAGUGUUUGAAACUGAAGAGUUGAAGCUGACCUGAAAUGUGUAAACAUGUGGAAAGCUAGCAUGCUAAUAAAAGAGACAUUAGCAUACUUCCAA
Messenger RNA from Nerophis ophidion (straightnose pipefish), 4927 nucleotides. RefSeq names its product scavenger receptor class B, member 2c (gene scarb2c). Gene Ontology annotation, biological process: receptor-mediated endocytosis; protein targeting to lysosome. The transcript has 12 exons. The coding region runs from base 72 to 1514 and encodes 480 amino acids. Gene Ontology annotation, cellular component: lysosome; membrane; cytoplasm. Gene Ontology annotation, molecular function: scavenger receptor activity. The record is from RefSeq and is a predicted model, not a curated record. NCBI's taxonomy places the organism in Eukaryota, Metazoa, Chordata, Actinopteri, Syngnathiformes, Syngnathidae.